This is a messenger RNA of Prunus armeniaca (apricot), 771 nucleotides long. The record is from the annotation of a GenBank genome assembly. NCBI's taxonomy places the organism in Eukaryota, Viridiplantae, Streptophyta, Magnoliopsida, Rosales, Rosaceae.
AUGGAAGAAGAGGAAGGACUUAAGGAAAAUGUGGAAGCUGAAGAAGUGGAGAAAGAAGUUAUGGAGGAAAAGAGAUUGUGCAUGGUUGAUGGGUCUAGCCUCCAGAAUACUGAAGUGUAUGUGAAAUGGGAGCCUUCAAAAAAGAAUCCAGGGAAGUUCAUAACAACACUUACGGUUGUAAAAGAUGCAGGCCUUGCUGACCUGCGAAAGUUGAUUGCAAUUUAUAUUGGUGCAGACAAUCAAGCAUUCACUUUUCUCAUGCUUGGGGCCCCCACUGGAGCUUCAGUACCAAAGGAGAAGGAAGCAACAAUUCAGGCCAGUAAGCUUCCUCUAUGCAGCAAUAAAUCAAAUGGCUACCUUGCUAGCUUGAGACCACUGAAGGGAAUGCAAAGCCCAAGUCACAAAACACACCGUUUCAUUAAGAGGAUUUCAUUCCCCAAAUUCAAAACGGCGUUGUUUCAUUUUGGUAUUAUCAUAAAGAAAACCAGGGCGCAGUGGUCAUCUUCUUCACAAGAACUGCGCAGGCAGCCUCAGUUGCAGCCGCAAGAGAUUUCCGGCGAGGGGAGGUGCAGUUGCACCUCCUUGCACCUUAAUAGGUCAGCCAGUAAAAGCUUUGGUUUGCAGCAAUGGGAACCGAGUGCAGCUUGUGUUUUGCAAACAGCCUGGCGCUGUUGCAAAAGAGAGAAGCUUCAAAAGUCUCCCAGGUUGGCUAAAGAGGGUGGUCUUUCUGCCACUAAUCACCAUGCUGUCUCAGAGACACGGCAUAAGUAG